GAAGCAAGAGUCAAGACCCAGUUGAUACAUCCAUAUAAACUCUUCAUCUACAGAACAGAAGGAGCUCAGUGGCGCCGUUCAUGAUUUAGGUCUUCGUUAGUCCAAUCUCCUUCCAGGCGACAUGUUUUCCGGCAUAAAGCUAGGAUUCACUUCUGUCAACUUAUUUGAGUACGAAUUCUUCGAUAGAAUUCCAGUGAGUUUGAGGAGUUUUUCUCUCGGAACGUUUCCAGAUUCCAGUGUAUUUCCUCGCGGCCUUGCUUUCCUCCGCCAACGUUGGUUGGGAUCCGAUUGGCGCACGCUCGUGAUCUGGUCGGUCGAAGUUGGCGUAGCCAUCACGAUCGGUUUAAUCGCUUGGUCGCAUUACUCGGAAUUGAAGGACGCGGGAAAGCGCGGAAGCGGUUGUGCUAAGUUAAGGGACGAGGAAUUGCUGGAAUUUGAGGCCGAAUCGGCGGUGUUGGCCUCGACGCUUCUCUUCAAUGAUGCAUUUCUAAAUGCUAAAGUAGGUGGAAUUGUUCCAGAAUCAGAUGCCCAGUAUGCAGAAAAUUUGCAGGUUCAAGAAGCACUCUUGGCUUCCCUAGAAAACGCCGCAUCCUCUUCCAUCCAAACAAGAAACAUUUUGAAUAGUGAGCGAUGCCGAAGCGUCUGUGGCAUUUGCUUCGAAGAGAAACAAAAUCGCCAAAUGUUCAGGAACAUAAGUUGCUCUCACUCCUUUUGCUACAAUUGCACAAGCAAACACAUAAUAGCAAAGAUCCAAGAUAACAUAAACAAGAUCCCAUGCCCUGGAGUAGAUUGUAAAACCCAGUUAGAUUUUGAUGCUUGCAGAAGGAUCAUCCCGAAACACAUCCUUGUCCAGUGGGACGAGUCCCUUUGCAAAUCACUGAUCCCCGAGUCCCAGAAACUGUACUGCCCUUUCCGAGAUUGUUCAUCCAUGCUGGUUAAUGACUCCGGGAAUGUCAUAAAUCAGAUCGACUGCCCUGCCUGCCGGCGAUCAAUCUGCGCGCGAUGUCGAGUCCCGUGGCAUUUGGAAUUCACAUGCAAGGAGUUCAGGAAGCUGAGUGCAAAGAGAAAGGGGAAGGAUGAUGCCAUGGUGAAGGAACUUGCUAAGAAGAAGAGCUGGAGGAAAUGCUCCAACUGCAAAACAUACGUGGAGAAGACAGAGGGCUGUGUGCACAUGACUUGCAGGUGUGGAUAUGAAUUCUGCUAUGGAUGUGGGUCAAAUUGGACCAAAUGUCGUGGAGCCUGCAACUGCACGUGAGCAACCUAAGAUCCAGAGACUAAUGCAUAGAGAUGAGAUGUUUGUAUAAACUGGUAUGACUAUAUUGAGUUGGGUAAAUUUCAUAGAGACAUUUUCUAUGAUUUA
Messenger RNA from Diospyros lotus (date-plum), 1360 nucleotides. RefSeq names its product E3 ubiquitin-protein ligase RSL1-like. Gene Ontology annotation, molecular function: zinc ion binding; ubiquitin protein ligase activity; ubiquitin conjugating enzyme binding. The transcript has 2 exons. Gene Ontology annotation, biological process: positive regulation of proteasomal ubiquitin-dependent protein catabolic process; ubiquitin-dependent protein catabolic process; protein polyubiquitination. The coding region runs from base 122 to 1255 and encodes 377 amino acids. Gene Ontology annotation, cellular component: ubiquitin ligase complex; cytoplasm. Lineage: Eukaryota; Viridiplantae; Streptophyta; Magnoliopsida; Ericales; Ebenaceae. The record is from RefSeq and is a predicted model, not a curated record.